GGAUAAAGAAAACAUGGCAGAUUCAAUUCUGGUUGUUGCGAAUCUGUGAUGGUGUGACAUCCCAUCUGUUUUGCCGUCAACAUUUCGAGGUUAUUUUAAAAUUACAGUGCUAAAUUAAAAAUUAUGUCUAAUUUGGAACUUCUUGAACCUUCUUUAAAAAACAUAAUCGAACAAACCACUCUAAAGUGGAUUUUCGUGGGUGGUAAGGGUGGUGUUGGUAAAACAACAUGUAGUUGCAGCUUAGCUGUGCAGUUAUCCAAGGUUAGACAAUCAGUGUUGAUUAUAUCCACGGAUCCAGCACAUAAUAUUUCAGAUGCCUUUGAUCAAAAGUUCACCAAAGUCCCCACUUUGGUUAAGGGGUUCACUAAUUUAUAUGCCAUGGAAAUUGAUCCAAAUGUGGGUGUUAAUGAGUUGCCUGAAGAAUAUUUCGACGGUGAAACAGAUGCAAUUAAACUAAGUAAAGGAUUUUUCCAAGAAAUAAUUGGCUCAAUCCCCGGUAUCGACGAGGCAAUGAGUUACGCUGAAGUGAUGCGUCUUAUCAAAGGCAUGAACUUCUCCGCCGUCGUCUUCGACACAGCCCCAACCGGUCACACGUUACGUCUUCUGUCGUUCCCGCAGGUCGUGGAAAAAGGACUGGGCAAAUUGCUCCGAUUAAAAAUGAAGCUGACACCCCUCAUGACGCAAUGCAGCACGCUAUUCGGCAUGACGGACUUGACCGCCGACAAUUUCACUUCAAAAUUAGAAGAUAUGCUGGCCAUUAUCAAAACCAUGAAUGAACAGUUCCAAAACGCGGAUCAGACCACUUUUGUGUGCGUUUGUAUUGCGGAGUUCCUGUCACUGUAUGAAACCGAACGACUUGUACAAGAGUUAACUAAAUGUAAAAUAGACACUCAUAACAUUAUAGUCAAUCAGUUGUUGUUCAAGAAGCCUGGUGAGGCGCCUUGUAAAAUGUGCUCUGCAAGAUAUAAAAUACAAGAGAAAUAUAUAGAUCAAAUUAACGAUUUGUAUGAGGACUUUCAUGUGGUCAAGUUGCCGCUUCUAGAUAGAGAAGUACGCGGUGUCGAAAGCGUUAAAGCUUUUUCUGAAAAUUUAAUAAAGCCUUACACAAUUUAGUAUAAUGUACAUUAUAAUAGUAAUCUUAUUUUAUUCAAAUAUUGGGAUAAUGUGGUCUUAUUUUUACUGUCUAGUUAUGUCUUUUUAUAAAUUGUAUUUUAGUGCACAUUUAUAUACACUCUUUUAAACGAUUAUUGUCCCAUACUUUGGUGUGGUUGUGUUUCUAUUUAAAAAUUUAAAUAUAGUACUGAAAGCAAUGGAAAACGCCAAAACUAAUAUAUAAAUAUACAAAUAUUUAAAUUUAUUAUUAUUUAUUUGCACCUCUUUUAGGUAUAAAGAAUCACAUUUUGUUCAAUCAUUUUAAUCUUUCUGUCUUAAUUUGUUCAUUUUUGUAUUACAUAUUAUAUUUAUCAUAUUUUAGAAGUAAUUUAGGUAUCUUAAAGAAGUCCAUAUCAUAAAAGUACAUUAAGCUGUUAAGUCUCAAAUGAUUUUUUUAAUGUAUAAGGCUGUGCAAUAUUCUUUAUAUACACCUGUAAUUAUAUUGGUGAUUGGGUGACAAAGUGUACUUGUUUUAAUUAUUUUGAAACUAUUUUGAUGUUUAAUGGUUUUGUAAAUAUGAAAAGUAACGAGUUUAUAAUAAACAGCUUAAUUCAC
This is a messenger RNA of Aethina tumida (small hive beetle), 1707 nucleotides long. RefSeq names its product ATPase ASNA1 homolog. Gene Ontology annotation, biological process: post-translational protein targeting to endoplasmic reticulum membrane. NCBI's taxonomy places the organism in Eukaryota, Metazoa, Arthropoda, Insecta, Coleoptera, Nitidulidae. Gene Ontology annotation, molecular function: ATP binding; ATP hydrolysis activity. Bases 124 to 1113 code for a protein of 329 amino acids. The record is from RefSeq and is a predicted model, not a curated record. The transcript is spliced from 3 exons. Gene Ontology annotation, cellular component: GET complex.